This is a messenger RNA of Erigeron canadensis, 300 nucleotides long. RefSeq lists its product as uncharacterized. The coding region runs from base 1 to 300 and encodes 99 amino acids. The record is from RefSeq and is a predicted model, not a curated record. Lineage: Eukaryota; Viridiplantae; Streptophyta; Magnoliopsida; Asterales; Asteraceae. The transcript has a single exon.
AUGGAGGCUUUACCAAGGUCUGAAAUAUCAUUUAGAAGAUCAGGAUCAUCAGGGCUUGUUUGGGAUGAUAAACUAUUAUCAGGAGAGCUGAAACCAGUCAUGAAUGAUGAAGAAAGAGAGAAAGAGCAACAAAAUAAACCAGAACCAAAACCAUAUAAAUCUGUUGAAGUUGAACCAACUAUUGACCCACCUUCUCCAAGGGUGUCUGGUUGUUGUGCUAUGUUUGGAAAGCCUGUUAAAAGCAACAAUAACAACAACACAGCACAUAAGCACAAAACUAAAGCUACCCACAAAUCAUAA